This is a messenger RNA of Aspergillus versicolor CBS 583.65, 2580 nucleotides long. RefSeq lists its product as uncharacterized. The record is from RefSeq and is a predicted model, not a curated record. The transcript has 3 exons. NCBI's taxonomy places the organism in Eukaryota, Fungi, Ascomycota, Eurotiomycetes, Eurotiales, Aspergillaceae. The coding region runs from base 1 to 2580 and encodes 859 amino acids.
AUGUCGUUCGACGGUUCUGGAUCCAGCUCCAGCUGUGGCUCUAGGGGUCUUCGUUCGUCCGCUGCACGCGCCGACUCGCCUACUUUGCCUCCGUUUAGUAUCCCUGAGGGCGAACGUCGUCUUUUUGAUGAAGUGGCUGGAGAGCACGAUCACCACACAACUAUCAACGAUGACGAGGAGCCGCAGGUUGGAGAAAGUCUGCAAGAGGCCAUCGAGACUACCAUCCAAAGCCCUGCCCUCAGCGAGCCUGAGACCGUUCUCUUAAUUCGUUCUCGGUCUCAUUCUCGUUCACCCAGUGUUCCCACCGAACCUUUCCCCAACCUCAACGAUUCCGAGGCCCAUCCUCCCCCGGAUGAGUAUUGGGCACAAGAGCGGGCUUACGAUUACGCUCUAGGAAAGGUAGGAGCGGAAGACCGACGGUACAGAGAGGUCAAUGACUGUAUAGCUGCGCUCCGUGGCUCUCUAUCGUCGGUUGAAGAAGACAGUACCCAUAUGACGGUGUUGGAAGGUGUCCAUCCAUGCCCCGAAGUAACUCAUUACGACCAUUUCUGUGCCCAUCAUGAGACUCACAAGCAAACGCUCUGGACCAAGGUCAAUAAUUUCCUCAACUCGAACGAGGAGCUUCCAGACACUUUUAGACGACGCUUCCUCUUAAUUUGCGCCAUGAUUGCUGAUAUGGAGGUCAUUUUCUUUCGUGGAAAGGAAUUUCCCAGUGACCCUAUACGGCUUAUUUCUAUCGACGAACUUAAUAGAACUCUGCGGCAGGCACGUGAAAUCCACCAAGAAGUUGUUGAUGUGCACUUCCUCAUCAAUCACGAGAAGGAGAAUGCAGAGCGUACUCGUUACUAUGUGGCUCAGGUGGCGGCUGAGCGUGGACUCACCCUGGUCGGCCGCUUCCAGCGCAUGUCCCUGCUCAUUACACACUACCUAAAGCGCGUCCGCCACGCGGAGCAGAGCUUUUUCGAGCUGCUCCUUCAGUUUUACGAUGUUUAUUUCUAUGAGGAUUUUCACGUCAUGUACAACAACUUCCGAGUCGAGCAGAGCAUGCACGGAGUCCCUCGCCGACUACAGCAGACCUCGCACACUCUAACUGCCAUCUAUCAGAUGCUUGCACUCAUGGCUCAGGAGUACAAGGAGCUUGGCGAGAUCAAUGCCGAUAUUGGAAAAACCUACUUAACCCCAGUUCUGAAAGAGCUUUCUGAUGGACCCUGCAUCUGCACCGAUAUUUUUUACUGCGCACCCUCCGCGGUAGAAGGUCAGGAUCCGGAAGUGCCUCCUCAUCAUCAGCACUGCCCCCGUAACAAUAACGGGGAAGCUGAAUCUCAACGAGACCUGGCAUCCAGUGGCGAUGGUUCUUCCGCUGACCCUCAGUGUUAUCUUACACGGCACGUUUUUGAGCAGUGGCUUUCCUGUGAGGUUCCAUCCGAGUCUCGUUCCGAGCUUCGUCGGGUUGAAAGCACUCAACUCUCAACCCCUUCCCCCGAUCACAAUCACACCCAGUCCGAUCACGUUGGCCUUGCUGGUCAACCUGCCAUAGUCCAGUCUACUGAGGACCAUGAUGUCCAUGAUCAGGAGAUACCCUCGCAGGCUUCCGAGAGUGUCGCGGCCCAGGUUUCCAUCUUCAAGGAUAAAUCUGUCGAGCACUCCCAGAGUGGUUCUUUACAAGAAUCUGAAACCGAAUAUGCCCCGGCUGAGGCCAUGUCUAGUGCUGAGUUUGUGAACUACUAUGCGCGCGUCAAUCACGCCAACCAGAGCAGCCAGAGUGACCUUUCCCACACUUCCAUUGAGGCCCAGGCAGUUGGCUACUCUCCCUAUGAUGUUCCACUUCCUAAUGGCCUUCCUACCAUCCAACAGACUCAGCAACUCGAGAGCGACAUAUAUCACAGGCUAGGCGUUCCAAACACCCUAGAUGACAGCAACCAUACUUUGGCCGAAUACCACGAGGAAAAAUCCCCCGAGCAAAGUCUCAAUAGCGAGUUCGACCUUCUUGAUUUGAACUCUUCAGAUGGCGAUUGGCUUCCUUACGACCACGACGCUGACAGCCCGGAAGAGAGCGAGAAAUCCUUCGCUUACCACGCUCAACGCAGAAACGCCGGCAUGGCACACUUUGACAUGGACUUCACCACCCUUGGCAACCGUCUCGAGCAAAUGGCUUCAGCCUACACCUACGAAAACAACAAUUACAGCCACCCCAGACUCCCUGCAGACUUUCGUUUUCGCGACGAGACCCCCAUUCCAUCUACUCCUGUUCACUACAAUGCCGAGAUCCACAGAGAUUACACGGCUCCUAACAUCUUUGACAAUCACGCCCGUUAUCGCCAUAACCUCGAGACUGGACCCGUCUUUGGUUACACUGAAGCCCACGGCUCCUCGCUCUCCUCGGACGUCGCACAUCCUAAUCUCCCACGGGACGAGUCAGGCCUACGUAAUGGCGGCAUUCUUCGUGAAGACGGCACUUAUUCUCCCCUCCUCCCUCCAUACACCGAGGCUGCCCCGGAGCCGCGGUACGUUUCGCACCCUGCUGACUUCCACGUUCCCAGACCUGGACGCCGUGGUGCGCGCUAUUCUUGGCGUAGGUAG